UUCCAUUAUAAUAAUUCGAAAAUAAACAUAUAUAUAUAUAUAUUCUCAAAAGAUUGGCUGGGAUACAAUGGAAUUAUAUUUUGAACUAAAAUGUUACUAUUAUGAAUGAAAAUUAAUAUUUAAUACUACUAAUAUAAAACUAUGAAUAUCAUUAUCAUAGAAAAAUCCUUUUAAUCCCAACAUAACCAUGUGUCAAGCUGGUAAAAGAAUUCCAUUGAAUGCUUGGAUGGCUACAUUUCAUUGGCUCUGGAACAAGAAGAGUAGGAUAAUUCACUGCACAGAAGCAGCGCACCAAUUUGCUUAUAGAAUUGGCUUUGGGGGCUGUCCUCUUUCUUCUCUAAGCCUCUUCAUCUCCUCCACCCACCACCACUUCUCUCUCUUCCCCUAAAUUUUCUAUCUUUACAUUUGGCUUCUUCAAUCCUCAAGCCUUCGCCAGCCAAGAAAGUUAAACAUAAAAACAAAAGAUAACCCCAAAAAUGAUGGUAGUUACUUCCUACCAUCCAAAAUCUUUCCUUCAAUCCAACUCUACAUGGACAACCAAUCUUGAUAUCCCAUUAUUCCAUUAAAAGUCCUUCCAAAGAAACCAAAAUUUCCAUAAAAAAAAGUUAGUUUCUUGGGUCUAAAUUCUUGUCCCCAAUAAAGAAAAAGCACAAUGACUGAAGUACUCCAAUCGUCCCCAUCUCACUUCUCUUCACCUGCAAGCUCCACCUCAACUCCACAUGCCCUUAUUAACUCUGGUGUAAGCACUGUGGGAAGUAUAAUAGCCCAAGAAAGUGACCAGGAAGAGGAGAGUAGGCAAGAGGAAGAGAGGAAAGAAAGGGACAGGGAAGGGGAUCAGUUGUCUUUCUUAACACUUUUGGUGGCUGCCUUUAGGAAGUCUUUGAUUGGGUGUAGCAUUUCUGAAAGAAAAGAGCUUUGUUCAAUGGAAAUUGGGUUGCCUACCAAUGUUAGACAUGUUGCUCAUGUGACUUUUGAUAGGUUCCAUGGAUUUCUUGGUUUGCCGGUUGAAUUUGAGCCUGAGGUCCCCAGGAGAGCCCCAAGUGCCAGUGCAAAUGUAUUUGGAGUUUCGACAGAAUCUAUGCAACUUUCAUUUGACUCUAGAGGGAAUAGUGUGCCAACAAUACUACUACUCAUGCAACGGCAUUUGUAUGUCCAAGGAGGCCUCCAGGCAGAAGGAAUUUUCAGAAUUAAUGCAGAGAAUGGGCAGGAGGAGUAUGUCAGGGAAAAGCUAAAUAGGGGAGUAAUACCAGAUGGGAUAGAUAUACAUUGCUUGGCAGGUCUUAUAAAGGCUUGGUUUAGAGAACUUCCUAGUGGUGUAUUGGACUCCCUUCCUCCAGAGCAGGUAAUACAAUCCCAGUCAGAAGAAGAGUGUGCUCGGCUUGUGAGGCGCCUUCCUCCAACAGAAGCAGCUCUACUGGAUUGGGCUAUAAAUUUAAUGGCUGAUGUUGUGCAACUGGAGCAUUUGAACAAGAUGAAUGCACGCAAUGUCGCCAUGGUGUUUGCUCCAAACAUGACGCAAAUGUCAGAUCCUUUAACUGCAUUGAUGUACGCGGUCCAGGUUAUGAAUUUUCUGAAGACACUUAUUAUUAGAACACUUAAAGAGAGAGAAGAUUCUAUGAUAGACUCUACUCCUGUUUCUCGCUUGGAGCCUUCUGAUAAGAAUGGACAGCAAAGCUCUUCACAACUGCGCAAAGAUGUCAAUGAGGAGGUUAAAAACGAAAGUGAAGGUGAGAACACUUUUAUUGAUCAAGAACCUGCCAUAGAGAGCCCCACUCACACUGCUGAAGAGAAUUUGAUGACUGAAACUAGCUCUCAAAGUUUCCUAACUUCAGUUGAGAAUGGCUGUGCUGGAAAUCGUUCUCUAGUUGAUAACUGUCCUUGCACUGUCGUUUCUCAAGUGAACUCCUCAGCAAAUGGACUCCAAGAAGGUGGCCUCCGAAGGACGUCUAAAAAGAGCAGAACUGGUCAAUCAAGUCAUUCAGGUCUAAAGAAGGGAUCGAAUAAGGCAAAUGAAAGGUCAAUAGGUCAUGCAGCAGGACCUGUAGAGAAGCGCAAGGGAACAAGGAUUGUCAGCCGCAUAAAUUCGAGAGCAGAGCUUUUUGAAGCUUGGAGGUGAAUGGCCUUGAAUGUUAGGUUGUAGUCAGAUGAGGUCCGCAUGGGAGGGAAAAGCCAACUGGUAAAAGUUGGUAUGUUGUGUUUCCAUUUCUUUUUUCUUUUGGAAAUAUUGUGUACGAGUUAAUGUGUGUCAUGUAUGUGAUUUUGGGUAGAAAUUCUUUAACCUGUCAUUGCUUCACACUGACAUUUCCUCAGCUCGUUCUAACAUUUUCUAUUGUUAAUGGUACUUAUCAUUACAGCUUCUAAUCAAUCAAAGUUCCUUUGUGUUGCUGACCUGAACAUGACUUUUGCUU
Molecule: messenger RNA, 2408 nt
Organism: Durio zibethinus
Lineage: Eukaryota; Viridiplantae; Streptophyta; Magnoliopsida; Malvales; Malvaceae
Product: rho GTPase-activating protein 4-like
Biological process (GO): signal transduction
Molecular function (GO): GTPase activator activity
Source: RefSeq, a predicted model, not a curated record